Tupaia belangeri chinensis (Chinese tree shrew) is the source of this 4446-nucleotide messenger RNA. Its product is annotated as spermatogenesis-associated protein 31D4. Bases 40 to 4323 code for a protein of 1427 amino acids. NCBI's taxonomy places the organism in Eukaryota, Metazoa, Chordata, Mammalia, Scandentia, Tupaiidae. The transcript is spliced from 4 exons. The record is from RefSeq and is a predicted model, not a curated record.
CAGAGCUGGGUUGCCUUAGGCAUCCCUGUGAUUCAGACAAUGGAGAAUAUUCUCUCAUAUCUGAAGAGCUAUACUGAGCCAGGCCUGAGCUUGGGCUCAGUGUUCUUAGCUGUUGACCCCAAACUCACUUUUCUGAGUGUGUUGGGGUUGCUCCUUUUGUAUGUGUGCUAUCUGGUGUUGGCAUCACUUCUAUCAACCCUUGGAAGAAGUCAACAUACCCAAAAGAGUCAGGGCAGAGUGAAGAGGAGAAGGAAAGGUGAAACGUCUCGAGGUCGAAGAAUUGGAUGGAGAAAGGCAGAAGGGGAAAGGAAGCUGAUUUCCAUUCUGAAAAGCCCCCUGGGCCCGCAUCAUGAUUCCAUCCGCUUUCGUCAGCUGUUGUGCCCAGACCCCCUCUGUGAGGUGUGUAACAGAUCGACGGCUGAGGUCAAUCGCCUGCUGGACCAGGUGUCCAUGGAGGAGGCUGCUCCCUCUGUGUCCCUACUGGUUUCCACAACGUCUAUGACUGAGUCAUCCAUCUUUCUGCCUUCCACACUAUCAUCAAGCCCUCCAGCAGAUCUAACUACAGGCCCUCUGUCUGAGCCUUCUCCAGCUCCAGCCUCCAACCUGCCACCUAGUCUGACCACACCCUCCCCUGAUUCACUUUCACCCUCACCACUGAGUGAGGCUGAACCACCAGAGCCUGUGCCACGCUUAGAUGCCAAAUUCCCAGCAGACAGUUUCCCAUCCUCACCAUCCCCUUUCUCUAGAAUCACUCCACAUCACACUCAGAGAGAAGACGAUUCUGGUCUCCAGCCAGGAGUCACUUUUUCUCAGGUGGAUGGCCCUGCAGGGUUGCCCACUUCUGUCCCAGCAGUAAGGGAUCUUGACCAGUCAAGGGUCACAAUUUCACAAGUGCCCUUACCUCCUGCCAAAGGCUCACUUUCCUCCAACUUGGCACAAAGUGAACUCAAGCAGGAGCUUCUUACCCACCAUUCUUCUGAGGCCGCUUUUGAGAAGGCCACUACAGCCAACAUGGCAGAGUCACGUAAUCUUUCCUUUCUGAGCCCUGAAGGGAGACAAAGUCAACAGAAAGGCAAUGCCCUGAUACAGAAAGGGAAGGAGAAGACAACAGGCUCUUUCUCAAAACGACUUAGCCCAGACUUCCAAGUAAGUCCUUCAGGGAAAAUGUCAGAGUCCAUUGCUGCUCAGCAGGACUCAGCAUCCUCCCCUCCUUUAAGCAGUGAAGGCGAACCAGAGCAUCUGCCUGUGCCUGAGCAGUCCCCAUAUCUUAAGACUGAUGAGGAUCCCUUACAGAAAAAGUCUACCUCAUCUCUGCACAGGGAAUCUAAACACCCUACUGUCCCUGUCUCAGGUGACAGCUCCUCAACCUUUGUGCUCAACGGAAUCUCCAAGGCUUCCAUAACCGAAGAAGCGCCAAUCAUUCCUCAUCACCAACCUCAGCCCAUGGCUGAGAUCUUACCUCACCCCAUGUCCCAAACUCUGCCACAAUUUGAGUCUAAACGUGUCAUUCAGGUUCAGUCGAAGGACCACUUUCAAUGCCUAGAUCAAAUCCUGCCCCCUUCUUCUCAAUCCCAGAUUAUGAUCUGUGGAGCACGUUUUAUUAGGCCCCAGUAUGUUGUACAGUCUCUUUUGCCUUCUGAAAUUGACCACCUGGAAUGGAACGUGUUGAAGAAAGAACAGGAAAGUGUGUGGGGUUUACCCUCUGUGGUCCAAAGUUCUCAGAAAGACUUCUGUCCUUCAGCUCCCAGCCUUGUGUCAGUCAGCCAGUCCUCCAAGGUCCAGGUUCGAAGUUCCAUCCUUCCUAAAGAUUUCCCCCUGAUCAGUGACAUUCAGCAGAAACUAGGGGCCCACUUUCAGAAAAGGUUCCUCCAACACCAGGGAAGCCUGCCCCUCAGGGUACAAGAGUCUCUGUCACAGAUGAAUCUUCAGAAAGAAACUACCGAGACAUAUGAGUCAAAGAGCAGUUAUGGACUCUCCUGUAUCUCUUUGUUUAAGAGUCAGAGCAGUAGAGAGAUAGAUGCUUGGGGAUUGAGCUGCCCUGGCAGCUCUCAUGGGAAGAGCUCAGAAAUGCUUCUGCUAGGGAAGCCUGUGGGGAAGGAUCAGGAACAGAGUCCAGAGAAAGGUGCAAAUGAUUCUCUCUCAAGUGAAUCAAAGACAUUUUCAGAUAAUAAUCUAGUAUCCAACUCUAAGAAAGACCUAGAGAUUCCCAUGGUGAGUCUUUCAGAAAAUAAUUCAAGAACCUCAAAAGUGAGCCAAAAUUGGAAAGAAAUUGCAAAAGCCUUGGAAGUACAUCUGAGCAAGAAAUCUGAGGAAAUCCGUGAGGGUCAAAUGCCCAGCAUUGUGACUAGUUCAUGGCAUUUUAUCAAGCACACAUUGUUUCUUUUUGAGAAAUCCCACAGUCAAAUGACCCACAGAGAUUUGGCACCAUCUUUGGGUGGGGACCAAAGCCUGAAUACCUCUGAACCGAUUUCCUUCAUUUCUACCAGCAAACAAGAUCUAUUAGAAGGUCAUAUUAAACAGUUUCAUAUGAACAUGAUGCAUGGCCUUCCCCCCAAAGUCAUUAAAUCUAUUCAAAUCUUUAAUGAAAAGGAGGAUCUCUUUAACCUCCAUUUUUAUGCUAACUUUUCCUCCCCAGAUAAGCUCAUUUCCGGGGUGGAUUACAAAUCUAGUGUCUCUAAGCACCAGAGAGAAAGUGCUAAUGUUCCUUAUAGAGACAAGGUAGGAAGAAUAAAUGAUGUCCCCAUUCUUGAUGACAUUCUCCAUUCUACCUCAACUGCAGAAAAGGGAGGACAGGGGACACUCCAACAACCAGCCUCUGAGAGCAGCCAUAAGGAUGUAGAGAACAUUCAGGGUGUUCAGGAGGGCAGACAGCCUUUUCUGCCUGGCACAAACAGCAUCAUGAACAAAGAUAGUCAGAAAGUAAAAGUCUUAGCAAAUUGUCACAGCCCAGAGCUGCCCACAAGGCAAGCUGAGACUGAACUUGAGCUCAAGGAUAACAGAGAGCAUUCCACUGAUACAGAAGAAAAUUCUCAUGACAAAAGGUUAAAGAAUCUAGAACACUUUUUGCUAUCCAACAUGUCUAGGGAGAUAUUCAAGGCAAAAGAGCUGUGUGGUCGUCAAUCACUAUGUAAUGACAUAUUGACAACCUGUGGAUCAGAAGGUUUCCCGAUGAUGGAGAGGAACUUAAGUAAAGUAGAAAAUACCCAGACUACUGAAAGCUCCCUUCAAGGAAUGUCAGAUCUCCAAGAUCCGAAGUCAUCAGACUUUAAAAAUCAUCUGUUGGCGGAGCUAAAAUUUAACUUAGAGAUCAGGGAGCAGAGCCAGGCUCAUGCCUGCUCAGUGGACAUGUCCUUUGCUGUUGAUAGCCUGCCUGACAAGGCUGCUCUGAAUCCUGCUCAGGAUGUUUCCAGCAGGGACGUGGCACCUUCCCCGAUGCUUCCUGUCCCCUUGGAUGAUACAAGGGUCUUUCUGGACCAGCCACAGGAGACCCGGGCCCCUAAUCGUGACUUCUUGAACACCCGCAUUAAGAAACCUAAACGAGAUGGGAGGAGAGUGAGCCCUCUGGUACCCAAAGGAGAGCUGGGUGGAGGGGGUGCAAUCUUGGAUCCAUCGGGACUUAGAAGGACAAGUCAUCUUCCUCAAGGCAAGGUGUUUCCAGAGACACAAGCGAAUAAAUCUUUGCCAUCCCCAACAAAGAAAAGGCAGCCUCCUAUUGAAAGCCUUUUUAGAAAGCAAAUGAAGCACUUUUUCCAAUGGCUUUGUACAAACAUGAAGGACAAGGGGCAAGAAAGUUCCCAGGAAAAGGGCAGCUCCCUCUCAUCACCACACAGCAAAGGCCUGGUGAAAAGGGCAGUUGCCUUGUCAGGAACCACCAAAGCUCAGAAAUACACAGCAGAAACUAGCAAGUUCUUUGAGAAGAAACAAGGCUGCAGAUACAAAAUUCAAAGCACCUGUCCCGGAGAGGCCCUCUCCUCUCCUGUGAAAAUUGAUCAAACUCAGCACAGUGCAGAACUGCACAUCCGGGAAAAGCCCACUCAGAGUUGCCACUCUGACUACAGGGCUCCUUCCUAUAAAGUCACAGGUACUAAGUCCUGUAGCCAGGGAGCUGCCUCAUCUGUCCUGAGUAAUCCAAAUGAAACUACUCGGGUCCGAGAGCAAAACAGACAGCCGCAGAGAAUCGUGGCACUAAAGGACCAGGUACAGUGUCACAGGCGCUUCCUAUCCAUUUCGCACAGGGAGACCACAUCCCAUCGAAGAAGCAUGUGCCCAUCCAAGAAGGCAUCAAGUCAGCCAGGUGCCUUCAGCCGCCCUUUCCAUUCCUGAAGGCUCCUUGCUGAUGGAUUUCCUAUACAUUUCGAGAGAUUCCUUCUUCACAUUUAAAAAGUAAAAUUCUUACACACUACUGUUUGAAUAUUCUCACUCCUUAUUAAAAAUAUUGAACCCUUC